Prorocentrum cordatum is the source of this 1327-nucleotide messenger RNA. NCBI's taxonomy places the organism in Eukaryota, Dinophyceae, Prorocentrales, Prorocentraceae. The record is from the annotation of a GenBank genome assembly.
GUGCCUCAAGGCGGUGGGCGAAGUCAGGGAUGCGUUCAAGAGGGGCCUCAAGGCGGUCGGCGGAGUGUGGAACAAGAAGGUGCUGCGGCGAGGGGAGCGGCUGCGCGUGAACUCCGAGAAGCUGGUUCGCAAGAACAAAGGUGGGCAACAAAGUCACCUGAAAGCUUGGGCUCUCAGCGGCACGAUCCGCCUCGCUUUCGAGUCGAUCGGGCCCCUUCCGCAGCAGACAGCGCGCGCCGAGGGUUGCCGGAGAACGAUUUCGGCGGUUGCUGCCGUGGCCCACGCUGGAUUGCAUCAUCAGAUGGAGCAGUUGCGCGCCGUGGCGGAAGUCGCCGAGCACGGCCGGAGCAGUUGGUUCUUUGUCCAGCGGGGUCUGCGCGCGACUCCGCUCACCGCGAACUUCGGCUCGCUUGCAAACAUCGUCACGCCGUGGGCGCGGUACUGGCGUAAGGUCUCUGACGACAUGUCUGUGCCGGCCAAGAAGCGUUGGGAGUCGGUGACGUACGCGCAGUACUUGCAGCUGGCGCAAGGGAAGGGCAUACACACGCCCCGCGUCGGAAUGCUGGAGUUCCUCGUACAGACUGCGCAGGUCACUUGGCCAGAGCUGGUGGACGGCGACCCCAACUUCGUCAUCGCUCAUCGGCAGACCCUGAAGCUGCUGCCGACCUUCCUAGAGUCCACGACUUCGUCGUGCCAAUUCUCGGCGAUGGAGGCCGCUUGCGGAGGUAUUUCGCUCGAGGCCCUUGCGCAGAUGACCCAUCGCAUGAAGUGCGUGGUGAUCAGCGUGGAGUCUGACGCGCGUCCGUCCCUCGUCAGGGCCAAGUGCCACAUCGGCGAGAUCUGCGCGAAGCACAACCUCACAGCCGUCGCCAAAGGCCACGGGGUCAUCGCAUUAAUCGAGGGGCACGCUGUGGACCUCGUCAGGCUCAUCGCAAAGGGGCAGCGGUUCGACACCAAGGCCAGGCAUGAGGAUUUGAUGUUGCCCCUUGACGAGGGGGAGUUGAUGCGCGAGCUGAGCGCGAUGUGCAAUGGCGAUUGGGGCCAACGUCGCUUGCAGCAUUACUGCAUGGGUGCAGACUGUUGUGAGGGGCAGAAUCUUGGCGUCGCCAUUAGCCGAAUGACUGCAGUGUUGGUCCGAGCCUUUUUCGGUCAUAUGGCGACAGAUGUUCCCUCGACAGCCCGCUGGUACACGAUUCACCCUCAGUACGUGCGGCAGGCCGGCGGGAUGGCGUGCCACGACAUUUUCGGGCGCGUUUUCCGCCGCGCUGUGAAGUUCGAGACCUUGCCAGAAAACGACCUCGCGAGCUUUCAUGCCAUGAGUGAUUAG